GUGCACUGUCCCACACGUGGGGUAAACGUUUAUAGUUCUAUGGUUUGAACGAACCGCAUGCGACAGUAGCUACAUACCUGAUCAGGCUUGUGUGAAGCAAAUUUUACAUUUUAUUAGUAUUUCGUCUUUUCUUCUUUUCUAGUCUACUCGGAAUUAAUUAGUCCUCCGUGAAGCAUUUCGCCGAGAGGGCCGGAAUAUUUUGAAGUCGAGUGAAAAUGACUGAACCCCAAGUCAACCCCAAGGCCUACCCUUUGGCCGACGCCACGCUGACCAAAACCAUCCUGGAUUUGGUGCAACAAGCUGCAAACUACAAACAGCUGAGAAAAGGCGCGAAUGAAGCUACAAAAACCCUGAACAGGGGCAUCGCAGAGUUUAUCGUGAUGGCUGCUGAUGCUGAACCACUGGAGAUCAUUCUCCACCUGCCAUUACUGUGCGAGGACAAGAACGUCCCAUAUGUGUUCGUGCGUUCCAAGCAGGCCUUGGGCCGGGCCUGUGGGGUGUCUCGUCCAGUUAUUGCUACCUCAGUGACCAUUAAGGAGGGCUCCCAGCUCAAGCCACAGAUUCAGUCUGUCCAAACUGCUAUUGAGAGACUACUUGUGUAAUUCUUUUGUCCUGUGGAUGAUGACCACGUCUCUUCUGGAAUAAAGAGACAAUUCCAAAAUAGUUCUUUAGUUAAAUACAGCAUAUGGCUUGAUAUGAUGGUAUUUUAUGUUGAUGAAUAGGGUUUUUACUUUGUAAAAGUGUUUCAUUUUGUAGUUUUACAAUAUGAUUCACAAUAAACUUUUUUAUGUCAUA
Molecule: messenger RNA, 795 nt
Organism: Boleophthalmus pectinirostris (great blue-spotted mudskipper)
Lineage: Eukaryota; Metazoa; Chordata; Actinopteri; Gobiiformes; Gobiidae
Gene: snu13b
Product: SNU13 homolog, small nuclear ribonucleoprotein b (U4/U6.U5)
Exons: 3
Coding region: 216-602 (128 amino acids)
Biological process (GO): maturation of SSU-rRNA; mRNA splicing, via spliceosome; ribosome biogenesis
Cellular component (GO): U4/U6 x U5 tri-snRNP complex; precatalytic spliceosome; nucleolus
Molecular function (GO): RNA binding
Source: RefSeq, a predicted model, not a curated record